AUGUCGGAUUCGGAAUCAUAUUCCUCUACAGAUUCGGAAUCAGACUCAUUUACAGAUUCGGAAUCAGACUCCUUCACAGACGUGAGACGUGAGAUCAUGGCUCAAAUAGAUAUAAUCGACUUUCGACUUGAUUUUCCACCCUGUUGCCACGAGAAAGUUGACCUAUCCCCCGAAAAAAUGGAUGAGCUCUUGAAUGGAUCAGUCCAUUCAGGGCUUCUACUUUCAGUGAAAGACCACCUCAGAUCUCUCUGUUUAUCACUCCGCCUACUCGACAAGAAAAGAUGUCCAACACCAGACUUCGACUGGAUUCUGAGAACUGUCUUAAGUCUCAAGGAAAUUUUGGAAACUCUGGAUCAAACCCUCGGUUAUAUCGAACCUGAAGAUCUUACUGAUUCAAUGAGCAAGCGCGCCGAUCGGAAACACUUCAAAUAUUCCCGAUUGCAUAACAUAAUCUGUGCAUUGUUGGCAUACGAGUUGCGGAAUCUAAUUCAGUCAUACGGGGGAGCUAUCGAAAAUUACGACCCAUCCAGUUUCCCCCCAGAAAACCUACAUGAAGACUAUUGGCCUGAGCUUCCUAGACUAUCUCGGGAAUUCGCUCAUUGUGGCAAUUUAAUUGAUAGCGUAAUCAAAUGGUCCCAACAAUCCGAUUUUGCUAUUCUCCGAAAAGCCUGGUUAGACACAGAAGAAUCACUCAACAAGAGGCUAGAAGCCACAACUAGCUUGAUCAAAUUCGGCCGAUGGCCUGAUUAG
Messenger RNA from Puccinia triticina, 750 nucleotides. RefSeq lists its product as uncharacterized. Bases 1 to 750 code for a protein of 249 amino acids. The transcript has 2 exons. The record is from RefSeq and is a predicted model, not a curated record. Lineage: Eukaryota; Fungi; Basidiomycota; Pucciniomycetes; Pucciniales; Pucciniaceae.